CCUCAGACUGUGAGGGACGGUGUCAUCCUUUCAACAGAUAAGAGGUUUUCCUGUACUGAGUGCGGGAAAUGUUUUUCAAGCAAGUCUAUACUUUCCAUACAUCAAAUAUCUCACACGGGUGAGAAGCCGUUUUCCUGUCCUGAGUGCGGGAAAUGUUUUUCAAAGAAAUUUCAUCUCAACAGCCAUCAGAGAUUGCACACAGGAGUCAAGCCACAUUCCUGCCCUGAAUGCGUAAAAUGUUUUGUAAAUAAAUCAGAACUUGUCAAACAUCAACGGUGUCACACAGGGGAGAAGCCGUAUUUUUGUUCUGAGUGCGGGAAAUGUUUCGUAAAUAUAUCAAAUCUUGGCAAACAUCAAAGGUCUCACACAGGAGAGAAACCGUAUUCCUGUUCUGAGUGUGGGAAAUGUUUUGUAGUAAAAUCACAUCUUGUCGCACAUCUGAGGUCUCACACAGGGGAAAAGCCCUAUUCCUGUCCUGAGUGCGGGAAAUGUUUUUCUGACAAGUCCUCUCUUUACAGACAUCAGAGGUUGCACACAGGUGACAAGCCGCAUUGCUGUUCUGAGUGCGGGAAACGUUAUUCAGUGAAGUCCCAUCUUUACAGACAUCAGAGAUCUCACACAGGGGAGGAGCCACUUUGCUGUUUUGAGUGCGGGAAAUGUUUUGAAAAGAAAUUAGAUCUUGUCAACCAUCAAAGUACUCACCUGAGGGAGAAACCGUUUUCCUGUUCUGAAUGCAGGAAAUGUUUUUCAGUAAAGUCCAAUCUUUACAGACAUCAGAGAUUGCACACGGGGGAGAACCCACUUCCCGGUGCAAAACUAAAAGGCAUUAAGGUUGAGGUUAAAGAGGAAGAAGAAGAGACGUUGGUGAAUGGAGAUCAGCCGUCUAUGAAGGAGGGUUGUCCUCUGUAUUCCCAGAAUUCUACAUGGGAAGAUCACCACUAUACAGAGAAUGAUCAGAAUGAAGAACGGAAAGACAUCAAAGUUGAGGGUAAAGAGGAAGAAGAAGAGAGGUUGGUGAGUGGAGAUCAGCAGUCUAUGGAGGAGGGGGAGAAGAUUAUGGAAAGUAAACUGGAGGAAUCCUCUCUACAUAUGGACACAACAGAUGGACGGUGUUUCUGGAAUAUAAAUCCAUCGGAGGGACAUCUUAUUAUAUCUCCAGAUUGUAAGGCAGAAGAUACCGACAUUCCACAAUAUUCUCCCAAAGUCACCUCUGAUUGGUUGGUUAUAUCAUCAGAUCCUUCUAAUCCUGAGGAACCUUCUGAUAAAUCCCAUACUAUGACUUCAGAUGUCCUUCCAAGUUCUCACAGUGCUGACAGAUCACCAGAUCCAUCCAAUCCCCAGAAAUCUUGUUUAAGCCAUAAGAAGGUUCACACAGAAGAGCGUUCAUUGUCAUGUCAUGGUCAUUGUCAUGAGUGCGGGAAAUCUUUCGCUACAAACAAAAACCUUCUUAGACACCAGAGAAUUCACACUGGUGAGCGUCCCUAUUCAUGUUCAGAGUGCGGGAAAUGUUUCACUCAGAAACAACAGCUUAUUGUACACCAGAGAAUUCACACAGGUGAGCGUCCCUAUCAAUGUUCAGAGUGCGAGAAAAGUUUCAUUCGGAAAGCAGUUCUGGUUUCCCAUCAAAGAAUUCACACCGGUGAGCGUCCUUUCUCUUGUUCAGAGUGCGGGAAAGGUUUCCUUAAAAAAGCAACCCUUAUUAUACACCAGAGAAAUCACACAGGUGAGCGUCCUUAUUUAUGUCCAGAGUGCGGGAAAUGUUUCAUUGAAAAAAAGCACCUUCUUAGACAUCAGAUAACUCACACGGGUGAGCGUCCUUUUUCAUGUUCAAAGUGUGGGAAAAGUUUUACUUCUAAAGGGGAACUUGUUGUACAUCUGAAAAUUCACACAGGUGAGCGUCCUUUCUCUUGCUCAGAGUGUGGGAAAUGUUUCAUUAGAAAAGGAAAUCUUACUGAACACCUGAGAAUUCACACGGGUGAGCGUCCUUAUUCAUGUUCAGAGUGCGGGAAAUCUUUUGCUCAGGAAGGAGCACUUUUUGCACAUCAGAAAAUUCACACAGGUGAGCGUCCUCAUCCAUGUUCUGAGUGCGGGAAAUCCUACAUUCAUAAAAGAGACCUUGUUAAACACCAGAAAAUUCACACAGGUGAGCGUCCUUAUCCAUGUUCAGAGUGCGGGAAAUCCUACAUUCAUAAAAGAGACCUUGUUAAUCACCAGAAAAUUCACACGGGUGAGCGUCCUAAUUCAUGUUCAGAGUGCGGGAAAUGUUUUAAUGCGAAAGAACACCUUGUGCAACACCAGAGACUUCACGCAGGUCCGAAUCUGACGCUCAGGAAGGAGCACUUUCUGAACAUCAGAGAACUCACACAGGUGAACGCCCUUAUGCAUGUCCAGAGUGCGGGAAAUCUUUCUCUUAUACAGGAGGCCUUGUUAAACACAGGAGAAUUCACACUGGUGAGCGUCCCUAUUCAUGUUCAGAGUGCGGGAAAUGUUUCAGUAAUGAAUGACAUCAGAGCCCACAAACAGGACGAACAGCACCGAUGUGAACUGGACUUCCGUGAGACAACCACCACCAUAUGGAAAGCCGCUUACCAGAAAAACAGCAGAACAGCAGAAAAUACAGCAUUAAGCACAGUAAACUCCAUCCGAAGGUUGGAACACUGGAUUGCAAGGACCCUAGAGAAUAUACUUCCGAUGUCCAGUAAUGGGAACCCACCAGAGAGAUGUCCCCGUCCUCUGUAUUCCCAGGAUUCCAUACAGGAAGAUCAAAUCAUCCCCCAACAUGAUCAGGGUGAAAAACGAAAAGGCAUUAAAGUUGAGGUUAAAGAGGAAGAAGAAGAGAGGUUGGUGAGUGGAGAUCAGCAGUCUAUGGAGGAGGGUUGUCCUAACCAUUCCCAGAAGCCUACAUGGGAAGGUCACCACUAUACAGAGAAUGAUCAGAAUGAAAAACUGAAAGACAUCAAAGUUGAGCAUAAAUUGGAAGAAGAAGAGAGGUUGGUGAGUGGAGAUCAGCAGUCUAUGGUGGAGGGGGAGAAGAUUAUGGAAAGUAAACCGGAGGAAUCUUCUUUACAUAAGGACACAACAGAUGGACGGUGUUUCUGGAAUAUAAAUACAUCGGAGGGACAUCUUAUUAUAUCUCCAGAUUGUAAGGCAGAAGAUACCGACAUUCCACAAUAUUCUCCCAAAGUCACCUCUGAUUGGUUGGUUAGAUCAUCGGAUCCUUCCAAUCCUGAGGAACCUUCUGAUAAAUCCCAUACUAUGACAUCAGAUGUCCUUCCAAGUUCUCACAGUGCUGACAGAUCACCAGAUCCAUCCAAUCCCCAGAUAUCUUCUUCAAGCCAUAAGAAGGUUCACACAGGAGAGCGUUCAUUGUCAUGUUCAGAGUGCGGGAAAUGUUUCACUGAAAACAAAAACCUUCGUAGGCACCAGAAAAUUCACACUGGUGAGCGUCCCUUUCCAUGUUCCGAGUGCGGGAAAUGUUUCACUACAAACAAAAUCCUUCUUAUGCACCAGAGAAUUCAUUCUGGUGAGCGUCCCUAUUCAUGUUCAGAGUGCGGGAAAUCUUUCACUGCAAACAAAAACCUUCUUAUGCACCAGAGAAUUCACACUGGUGAGCGCCCCUAUUCAUGUUCAGAGUGCGGGAAAUGUUUCACUGCAAACAAAAACCUUCUUAGGCACCAGAGAAUUCAUACGGGUGAACGUCCCUAUCUCUGUUCAGAGUGCGGGAAAUUUUUCUCUCAGAAACAACAACUUAUUGCACACCAGAGAAUUCACACAGGUGAGCGUCCAUUUUCAUGUCCAGAGUGCGAGAAAAGUUUCAUUCGGAAAGCAGUCCUGGUUUCCCAUCAAAGAAUUCACACGGGUGAGCGUCCUUUCUCUUGUUCAGAGUGCGGGAAAGGUUUCCUUAAAAAAGAAACCCUUAUUGUACACCAAAGAACUCACACAGGUGAGCGUCCUUAUUUAUGUUCAGAGUGCGGGAAAAGUUUCAUUGAAAAAAAAGACCUUCUUAGACAUCAGAUAAUUCACACGGGUGAGCGUCCUUUUUCAUGUUCAGAGUGUGGGAAAAGUUUUUCUCGUAAAGGAGAACUUGUUGUACACCUGAAAAUUCACACAGGUGAGCGUCCUUUCCCUUGCUCAGAGUGCGGGAAACGUUUCCUUAAAAAAGGAAAUCUUACUGAACACCAGAGAAUUCAUACCAGAGAGCGUCCUUUACCUUGUUCGGAGUGCGAGAAAGGUUUCUUUAAAAAAGAAAGACUUAUUGUACACCAGAGAAAUCACACUGGCGAGCCUCCCUAUUCAUGCUCAGAGUGCGGGAAAGGUUUCACUCAGGAAGGAGCACUUGCUGAACAUCAGAGAAUUCACACAGGUGAGCGUCCUUAUCCAUGUUCAGAGUGUGGGAAAUCCUUCAUUCAUAAAAAAGGCCUUGUUCAACACCUGAAAAUUCAUACAGGUUAGGAUCUUUCGCUCAGGAAGGAGCACUCGUUGAUCAGAGAAGUCACACAGCUGAGCGCCCUUAUGCAUGUCCAGAGUGUGGGAAAUCUUUCAUUUAUAAAGAAGACCUUGUUAAACACCGGAGAAUUCACACUGGUGAAUUUCUCCUCUACCACUAGGUGGCCGGGUACUUGGUGGUACUGGAUAUGAGAAGGGCAAACUAAGGUCAGGUUAUGGGUAUA
Rana temporaria (common frog) is the source of this 4670-nucleotide messenger RNA. Its product is annotated as zinc finger protein 850-like. The annotation marks the transcript as partial. The record is from RefSeq and is a predicted model, not a curated record. Lineage: Eukaryota; Metazoa; Chordata; Amphibia; Anura; Ranidae. The transcript has 9 exons.